UCCUGAACGAGGUCAUUUUGGUGCAAGUCAAACCGGAAAUACGCGUUGGCACGUGACUAGAUGACGCGCACGCGGAACGGGAAGUAGAGCAAAAUAGGCAAGGGACCCGGAGGUGGCUGUGCCGUCUCUCGCCCAAAGCAUGAGAAAGUUCAGCGUCCACAGCAAUAAUACUUGCAAACGUUGCUGUCGUUUUAGGGUGUUUCUCCACGUGACGCCGCUUCUGAACGCGCCUCCUCACCUGUGAAGAUGUAACCCGCCAACUUGAUGGACACUGCUCAGCUGCUCGCGACCCAAGCUCCGUUUUAACGCUCUUUGCAUCCACACAGAACAUGGAGACUCGCUUCACCAGAGGCAAGUCUGCCAUAUUGGAGCGGCCGCUCACUCGACCCAAAACCGAGGUGAGUUUGAGCGCCUUCGGCCUGCUGUUCUCCGAGAUGGUCCAGUACUGUCAGAGUCGGGUCUACUCGGUGUCCGAGCUCCAAGCCCGGCUGGCGGAGAUGGGCCAGAGUGUCGGUGCCAGCCUGCUGGACGCGCUGGUCCUGCGUGAGAAGAACGGCAAAAGGGAGACCAAAGUGUUGAACAUACUGCUUUUCAUCAAGGUUUCUGUGUGGAGGGCUCUGUUUGGCAAGGAGGCGGACAAGCUGGAGCAGGCCAACGACGACGAUAAGACCUACUACAUCAUAGAGAAGGAGUCCCUCGUCAAUACGUUCAUCUCCGUGCCCAAAGAGAACAGCACCUUAAACUGUGCUGCCUUCACAGGAGGGAUUGUCGAGGCCAUCCUCACCCAUAGCGGGUUCCCCGCCAAGGUCACCGUUCACUGGCACAAGGGCACCACGCUCAUGAUCAAGUUUGAUGAGGCUGUGAUUGCCAGAGACAAGGCACUGGAGGGCAGAUAGAGAUGGGAAGACAAGGAGGUGUGUGUGUGUGUGUGUGUGUGUGUGUGUGCAUAUGUGUGUGUGCAUAUGUGUGUGGAAGGUACAGUGUUUUCAUUGUAUUCAAAAGGUGUACUUUGAAUAGCCUGCCAGGUUUGUUGGGGGAGGAGUCAAUGGAAGUCAACUGUUUUGUUGGAGAAUGGUGAACUGUAAAUUGACUUAAGGAGCCCAUUUUACAGCCACAUGGUAAAGAAAGAGAGUAAUGGUGACACCGUUGUAGAUGAGAUGUAGUUAUUUGUCUGUUACUGUUAGAUACACUUGUUUACUGAUAAGCUACUUCGUUGCAAUGGAAACCAAGAGUUGCCUGAACCAACUGGAAACAUUAAUGGCAAUGUGUCAAAACAGGUGAUUUAUUUUUAAACAAAAAUCCUAAAAUCCAAAGCUUUACUGUUGACAGCCAGUAAAAACAAACCGUGUCACAAGUGCAACGUGUUGUUUGGUGGGAAUUGAGAUAAUGAGUAAGAAAUUAUGAAUCCUGUGCCGAGAAUUGGCUGUUGUUUCGGGUGGAGGAGAUGCACCGUGAUCAGAAAAGCCGAUGCAAACAAUGUUGUGCCAUACAUGGAAAUUCUUCUUGAUAAAAUGACAAAAAUAAAUGAAGUGUAACGUA
This is a messenger RNA of Lampris incognitus (smalleye Pacific opah), 1539 nucleotides long. RefSeq names its product trafficking protein particle complex subunit 5 (gene trappc5). NCBI's taxonomy places the organism in Eukaryota, Metazoa, Chordata, Actinopteri, Lampriformes, Lampridae. Gene Ontology annotation, cellular component: TRAPPIII protein complex; TRAPPII protein complex; TRAPPI protein complex. The transcript is spliced from 2 exons. Gene Ontology annotation, biological process: endoplasmic reticulum to Golgi vesicle-mediated transport. The record is from RefSeq and is a predicted model, not a curated record. The coding region runs from base 330 to 896 and encodes 188 amino acids.